Stylonychia lemnae is the source of this 4977-nucleotide messenger RNA. The record is from the annotation of a GenBank genome assembly. NCBI's taxonomy places the organism in Eukaryota, Ciliophora, Spirotrichea, Sporadotrichida, Oxytrichidae.
AUGUUCACAAACAAAAUUUAUGAUUGUUUGAAAAUUUACCUAGAUCGAUACUUAUUCGGCUUCGAUAAAAACCAACUUAACAUGUCCAUCAUUAAAGGCAAUAUCAACUUGAAAUCGGUGAAUAUCAGACCAGAUGAAGCCAAUCGCAUUAUUGAUGGGUUAAUGUUGCCGUUUAGCAUACUGAAUGUCUGGAAUAAUCCGCUUGAACUAGCUAUUGAUGAUCUUUAUUUGAUUCUUGGACCAAAUAUGAGUUUCCUGAGUCACAAUGAAAGCUAUAUAGGGGAUGAGGGACUUGAUGAUUCUUACGACUCUACUAAUGUCUUUAAUAUAUUUGAACAUGACCUGCAGAUAAAAAACAAGGUUAAGAAUAUUGAUAAAAUUGAGCCUAAAAAAGAAUAAAACAGUGAAAAUAAUGAUGAUGAUUCGUUAAAGAGUAAUUCUCACAAUUUAAUGAAAAAUUUGAGAUUGACUAUAAAGCGACUUCAUAUCAGGUUUGAAGAUGAUUACUUUUCAGCGUAGUCUCCGUACUCUUUUGGAGUUGUGAUAGAUUAAGUGGAUUUGAGAACAUCAGAUACUGAGUGGUCAUUCGAUUCACUGCUACACUUAAAUUUUUUCAGAGUUAAUCCCUAGCAUAAAGAGGAGGAUAACAAAGGACAGGGUUUUAUGAUAUUAAAAGAAUUAAACUUGACAAAUGCCAAUCUUUAUGUUAAUACUAUGAGUGAGAUGUUUAUCCCUUCAAGUUUAUGGGAAUAAACCAGGCAUUUAGAAAAUUAAAUAUUUGAUGCAAUGCCAGUUGAAUCCUUAAAUGACCUAAUGAAUGAUUUUUUGAAAAUGGGCAGUGCUCCUUAGCAAUCUAAACCAUUCGCCUAGGCAAAGUUUACAUUCUUGUUUACUCCUUUCAAAGUAAACUUAACCCCCGGAAUAAUUGAUGACUUGGCAAGAUUUUACGAAUUCAUUCAAAACUUCUCAAUAUCUCUUGAUUUAAAAUAGUAUCGCCCUUAGAGAAAGCCUAUAUGCUUAAGCGAUUUAAAUGGCCAAGACAUUUAAGAUGAUCAUAUAAAGAGAAAGCGUAAGCUUAUUGUCAGAGAUUGGUUUUUCUUUGCGGUUUGGUAUAUUAGAUUGAGAAAUUUGUUGGUGAAUUUCUAUUCAGAGUAGCUGAUUGAGAAAGAACUUGAGUAGAAUUAAGAGCAGUAUGAAAACUUGAUUAAGGCUGCGUAAUCAGGAAAAUCAAAUAUGAAACAAUUUAUGGAUGAUGCUUCUAAGAAAAACAAUACACAGUAAUCUAAAGAUAAAACUGAAAAUUUAAGAAAUUAUGAUGAAAUCUUAUAGCUUUACAAAUUCUAAGGAAUUACUUUAAAUAUCUAUGAAAACCUUGAUAAAUAUUCCUGCAAAAACAAGUAAAGCCUACCUUCUUUUGAGAUAGAUUUAGAUUCACUUGUAUAUGCCAGUGAUUUUAACUUUAUCAAUUCAACAACUAGAAAAUAACUUGUCUUUAAAGAUAUGAAAGUUUUUCAUUCGUAACUCUUCAAAAGAGAUCAAUAGUUCAACCAGAAUUUAGGAUUAUAGUAAAAAUAAUCUUUAAGCCUGCAGAAUAAUAUCAAUUAAGUACCUACAGAUCAGAUGAAAAGUUUGACUUUCAGAGACAAUGGUUAAAAGGGCACCCCUGGCCUGAAUAGAGGUCCUUCCAAUCAAAGUUAUCAAUAGAUUCAAAAUCCUACGAUCAGUGGCAUGGGUGCUUAAGUAAGUACAUCAGCCUAAGGCAUAAAGUACGGAGUCAGCAGUUCUUAUCAGCAACCCUUCAAUAAUAGUAAUUAAACUUAAUUUUCUAAACUUUAUAUAGGAGGUGGGAUUCCAAAUAAUAAGUAUUCAAACUAUUACUAGGCUUAAAAUCACAAUAUCAACAUUAAUAAUGGUUAAAUGGGUUAUAGUCAUGGAAAUAACUAUACUCAGAGAAACCUCUCUUAGCAAAAUAGUUCUUAAGUUGUUAAUAGCAGCACGAAUUCUUAGAUGGAGAAUCAAAGAAACACUAGGAAUUCUAAGCCUAGUUAAAUUCAAUAGAACUAAUAGACAUCUAUUCUUGAUAAUAUAUUUGGACUGAAAUAAACAUUUGAGAGCUUUUUCGCUAACUUUACAGGAUCUAAUGAUAAUAAUCAAGCAAGCAACAAUAAAGAUCAAAAUUCAAGUUAAAUUCAAAUCUAGAACACAUUCGAUAACAGCAAUAGUUAGAUUAAUAUGAAGCACGUCUAAAGCCCACUUAAUAACCAGUUUGAAAGCAAAAACAUGCAAGGAAAUAACAGCAGACUGAAUAACACUUAAAAUAUAAUUGACAAUAGCUAUUAAUACUCACAAAACAAUAAUAGUUAUGGUCAGAAUGUGUCUACUCCAUAUAGGCCUGCAGGAUUAAGAGGAGCAUACUAUAACAACAUUUCUAGUACAACUCAGAGAAAAAAUUAGAAUGAUUUGAGUGAUAUCUUAGGGGUAGGAUAGGGUAUUAAUAAUUAGAUCUAGUUUAAUAGAAGAGGACCUUCAUAGCAGAGCAAUACAACAACUACUAAGGUAUCAGUCUAUCAGGCAUCAUCAUAACAAGUACCUUUAAUCAAUCAUCAGUCAUAAUGGUAAAUUGAGACCUUUGAAUCUGCAAAAUAAUAAAACUGUGUUGUAUAGAGAAUUCAAGUGUUGCACCUUUGCAGCUCAAAUAAUUUACAAGCGGCUUUUAGUAUUGAUUAGAACUUAGCAAUGAUCCCUUAGAAGACAUCUUCGAUCAUUAGACCAAAGAGUAUAUAAAUAGAUGUGAAUGUAGCCUAACUUGAUCUUUAAUACUGCAAUGACAUCAUUAAGAACAUGUGCGACACUCUGGUAGCCUAUAAAAAGCUACAUGUAUUCAGAUAUAUUCCGUUGAAGAAUCUAUUUUAAAGGAGGGAGAAUAUAUAGCGUAAGAUCUAACUCCACAUUCCAUUCUACCUUAUCAAGCAGGUGUUCGCUUCAAAGUCAACAUAAGCUCGUAGUUCAAUUUUGAGAGAAAAACCCAAAGAUAAUUAGUUUGAAGAAACCUAGAAGCUAAAAAUGAAUAAAAAUAUGAGCUAAUUUCAAAUGUAAAAUAAACGUGGAAGUAACAGAGGAGUUGGAAAUGAUAGCAGUGAAGAUGAAAAUAUCAGUGAUCAAGAGGAUGUUGAUUACAAGACUACCAAAAAGUACAUUCAGCAAGCAGUUAGCAAUAAAAAAGACUAUUUUUAGGCAAACAAGAAUUUCUAGAGCACUUAGGAUCUAAAGGAUUAGCAGCUAAAGUCUUAAGCGGAAAAGACUUUUGGAUUUCAAAGCUUUCAUGAAGACUUCAUAGUUAAAAAAGCUGUUGAAUAUGAAAAGACCUAUACAAGGGUUGACAUUUAAGUUAGUGUUAAUGUUAACUCGAUCUAAAUCACUGUCAUACAGCCAAGGGCUAAUGUAAAUGAAUAGCAAAGAGCAUUAUGCAAGCUUUCGAUUAAUCAGAAUCAAAUCAGCUUGUACAAAAAUAACUAAGAGAGUGGAUUCGAUGCCUUUGGCAUGUAGUUCCAAACUCUUAACAAGUUUGAGAUGUAUUAUCUCUUUGUCAAAAACUUGAGAAGAGGCCUUGAUAUCUAUCUUUAGAAUCCAGUCUUCUAUUCGAGUGAAGUGAAUAACUUUGAUUAGUUGAGAUAGGUAUUCAGAAAAGUGUUUAGACCUAAGGUAGCUAUAGCAGGAAAUGGUGGGAAUAAUUUCAAUGAUGUCAGAAAUACUAUUAAGGAGUAUCUCGCACCUAAGGAUAAGGUUUAUGGAAAUAAUUAGAGUGAACUUUAUUCUAAAAUUUCACCUAAGAAUCUAAUAUACAACGCCAAUGCAGUAUAGGAGCAAGAGAUGCUAUUUAAUAAAGGGAAAACUAAGACUUAGAACAAGAAAAAUGUUUCUAAGUAUGAUGCUCUAUUUAAUAAUCUGGACAAUGGAAAAGAAGACCUGGACCUAGACUAAAUUUCUUAAUCGCAUACCCCAGAGUUGUCAUAUAAAAAUCUAAAUCUAAACGACAACAAUAAGAAUGAUUACAAAUCUUUAAAGGACUAGAAAUCCUAAUAGCAGUAAAAGUAAUUGUCAAAGGAAUACAACUUAAACGAUUAAAAGUAGAGAGAAAACAACUAUGAAAAUAAUGGAACAGACUUUUAAGUCUAUUAUACUGAGGAAAUGGAGUAAGAUGAGGCUAAAGAGAUUCAAAAGAUGAUUAAUGGAUCUUCAGACACUCCUCUAAUAUCAGGAAAGAAAAAGCAAAACUAAUCAUCAAAUCAAGUUCAAUCAUAGCUAGAUCAUUAGUCAACUUCGAUAUCCUAGCCAUAAUAAGUAAAUCCUUAAAGUUUCUUAGCAUAGAUGAGAAAGAAGUAAAACACAGAUCUCCCAACUGCUCGAGGUCUGCCUGUUCCUAUAAAGCCACCAAAUAACCAGAAGACCCCAAGCAACGGAUUUACUCCAAAUGUUUUCUAGAAUAAUGCUAAAAUGUUAGGAGGAGGAAUUACUACCUCUAAAAAUGAAACAGGAAAGAACAGCCAUAACACAAGUAAAAAUUAACUUUUAAAUAGAGGGAAAUCAUAAUAGUCCGAAGAUAUUUUCAAUUCUAAUUUUGCUUAAUAAUAGCUUUAGCAGCAUUAAAAUGAUAAGAAAUAAUAGCCAAGUGUGAAGCAGUUCUCUAGUAAUAUAGAUCAUUCAACUAAGGCUGGGAAGCAGAUUUCAAAGCAACAGAAAAGUAAUAAGGGAUCAUCAUGUGAAGAGGAUAUGGCUUUUGAGGAAAGAAAUGACGAACUUGGAUUUGCAGUAAUGCUAAACAAGCAAAUGAAUACAGCCGCACUCAAAAAGACAAAGUCCUAAAACUAGGCAGAACCUUCUUUGACUUCACAUACUUAAACUAAUUACACUCAAUAAUAUCAGAUUAAUUAAAGGAUGAAUCAAAUGGCAUACGGUUUUAAAAAUAACAAGUUUUGA